GCUACUUUUUGAUUGUGUAUUGCUCCUUACAAAUUUAAAUAUACUCAUGCCAUUUAUACCAAGUCAUAAAUACUCCGGCAUAUUUCUUUAACAUAUUCUUGUAUACUUAAUUCUACAACACAACAAUUCUCUGGUUCGAAAUUUCCUCCACAACCCAACAACUACUUAUUUUGCCAUCAUCUUCUUUAUCUCUCUCUCUUAAUUGUUACGUUACUCCAUUUUUAAUCUCAAGAAAUGAAAGCUUGGAGUCCCAAUCAUCAUCGUCAUUACGUUCUUUUCUUCCAGAUUCUUCUCUUGCUUGUUACACCCUCUUUCUUCCAAUCUUGUUCUAGUCUCAAGAUCGGAGAAACUUGUUCGAAAGAUAGCGAUUGUGAUUCGGGGCUCCGAUGCGAAACUUGUGGUGCAAAUGGAAAUACUCGACCUAGAUGUUCUCGGACUCAACCGAUUAAUCCUACUUCUAAGGUGAAGGGGCUGGCGUUUAACAAAUACUCAUGGUUAACGAGUCACAAUGCUUAUGCAAUGUCGGGUAGCACAAAGUCAGCUACCGGUUCAUUUCUUUUGGCUCCGACCAAUCAAGAAGACUCCGUAACUUCUCAGCUUCGGAAUGGUGUCCGAGGGUUAAUGCUGGACAUGUAUGACUUCCAAAACAACAUUUGGCUGUGCCAUUCAUUUGGAGGCAAGUGCUUCAAUUUCACAGCAUUUCAACCAGCAAUUAACGUGCUCAAGGAAAUUGAAGCUUUUCUGCGAGGGAAUCCGACAGAAAUUGUUACAAUCUUCAUAGAGGAUUAUGUGACUUCACCAAUGGGCCUCACCAAGGUCUUCAAUGCAGCCGGACUCAACAAAUAUAUGUUCCCUCUAUCUCGGAUGCCUACAAAUGGAAGUGACUGGCCGACUGUGGAUGAUAUGGUGCAGAAAAAUCAACGAUUGGUGGUAUUCUCUUCUAUGAAAUCCAAGGAGGCGUCCGAAAAGAUUGCCUUUCAAUGGAAGUACGUUGUCGAAAACCAAUAUGGCGAUGAAGGGAUGGUUGCCGGUUCAUGCCCUAACCGUGGAGAAUCACCACCCAUGAACACGACGACAAUUCCUCUGGUACUUGUAAAUUACUUCCCAACAAAUCCCAAUUCAUCACAAGCUUGUGCGGAAAACUCGGCUCCUUUGAUCAACAUGAUAAAUACCUGUGUUGAACAAGAUGGAAAAAGAUGGCCAAACUUCAUUGCUGUUGACUAUUACCAGAGGAGUGAUGGCGGUGGAGCUGCUGAGGCAGUUGAUCAAGCCAAUGGUCAUCUCACUUGUGGAUGUGACAGUAUUGCCUAUUGUAAGGAUAAUGGAACCUUUGGGUCAUGUGACGUCCCAAAAUUUGCACCUCCGCCUCCAGCAGCAUUGUCAUCAACAGAAGGUGGGGGUUCAUCGACUCAAUCAAAUCACGCCCAUACAUAUAACCACAAGGCUUUACAACGUUGGUUGUAUGGUUCAAUGCUUGCGUCGUUAACAUUGUUAGUCUUGUAAGUUUUUGUCAUCUGAGUAUCGGUUGUAUUCUUUUCGGCUUGCCUCAGUACAAACGAUUGUUAAUGAGGGUAUUCUUCCCAAUUUUCCUCACUCGUGUAAAAUAUGAAUGGUAUUCCGUACAUGUUUUAAACUAUUUUUAAAUCUAUUUCCAACUCAUUUGCCCAUCACUCGACAUGCACUGAUAUCUUCAAGGAACGUACAAGUAUAAUAAAUCAAACAUACUUCUAUUAACCUAAUACCAAGUGAUUUCCACUUAGAUAGGAUUUGAAUAUAUGCAACAUUACCUUUGAUUGCAAAUCUAAUAAUCUAUAUAAAAAAUACCAUCACAGAUCUUUUGCAAUCACUCGACAUGCACUGGUUUUUUUUUUUUAGAAACAUAUAAGUAUACAUUUAUUGCCCUAAUACCACGUGAUUUCUGGCUAGAUAGAGUUGAAGGGUCGUAUAUGGGUAACAUUACCUUUGAUUGCAGAUCAAAUCAAUGAUCUAAAAGUACCAUCAUGGAUAUCUUUUGUACUAACCAAUCCCAGGACUCGAGUGGUAAUCCUUGUGGUUGUUGAUCAUGUUAGUUGUCUUUUGGUAGCAAUAACGAAUGACCUGUCAUGGACCGUAUAUUGUAUCCUUUCUCAUAAUAAUAGGCCGUGCGAGAAAUAAAUAGCAAGAUCAUGACAAUUGAGUAGUCCUCUCGUUCUUUCUCUCUUGAUUUAUAGAGUUCAAACCUUUGUUGCUGUUAACAUCCAAAGGGCGUACAACAGUACAAGAAACAGGUUUUGUUAAAAGGGACUAGAAUGAUUUCCUUUUUAUACUACUUCGUUCUAAAGAUAUCUUUCACCUUUUUAUUAAUACGAGUCUAUUAUUUUAGGUACAUAUUUAUAAGAAUCAAGUUUUGUAUAGUUGGAGAGCAGGAACUGAGUUCGAUUCUCACCUAACAUUUUCCUUCUUCCGGAGUGCCUUUUAGUUAAAAAGAACAAGAACACAUUAUCUUUACAAAUAAGAGAUUUAACAUGUCAAAAAAAUAAUUUUGCGAAUUACAAUAUUAAAGCUUAGAAUUUUUGCGAAUUACAGCCUCAAUAUUUUUUUUUGGCAAACUACAGCUAUAAAAGUAUCA
Molecule: messenger RNA, 2608 nt
Organism: Amaranthus tricolor (Joseph's coat)
Lineage: Eukaryota; Viridiplantae; Streptophyta; Magnoliopsida; Caryophyllales; Amaranthaceae
Product: PI-PLC X domain-containing protein At5g67130-like
Exons: 8
Coding region: 235-1503 (422 amino acids)
Biological process (GO): lipid metabolic process
Molecular function (GO): phosphoric diester hydrolase activity
Source: RefSeq, a predicted model, not a curated record